Molecule: messenger RNA, 1464 nt
Organism: Setaria italica (foxtail millet)
Lineage: Eukaryota; Viridiplantae; Streptophyta; Magnoliopsida; Poales; Poaceae
Product: metacaspase-1
Exons: 5
Coding region: 155-1246 (363 amino acids)
Biological process (GO): proteolysis
Molecular function (GO): cysteine-type endopeptidase activity
Source: RefSeq, a predicted model, not a curated record
UGACCAACAAUAGCUGUUAAGCAUAUAGCAGCGUCACUACUUCUCUAGCUCUACGCGCUUCCAAGUUCCAAUAUUAGAACACCGUGCGUGUUGAAGACGACGAGUCGACGACAGCCGGAGUUUCAUCCUCGUGAGGAACACGAGGUGGCUCGGUAUGGGGAGCUCGAGGACGACGACGUCCUGGUGCAGCCACUGCGGCAUGGGCCUCGCCACGCCGCCCGGCUCCGGCUCCAGCGUUCUGUGCGCGUUCUGCCACCGGCUGAUGCGCAUCGAGCGACACCGCGGCGUGGGCGACGGCGCCGUGACGAUGGCGCUCGCGGUAACCUCGCCUCCGUUGGCGCCGCUGCUCUCCGUGAAGCGUGGGUUUCCGGCGGGCUACCCCAACAUAUGCGGCAAGAAGCGCGCGCUCCUCGUCGGCGUCAGCUACAUGGGCACCCCGCACGAGCUCAAGGGCACGGUCAACGAUGUCACGGAGAUGCGGCGCCUCCUCGUCGACAAGUUCGGGUUCCCGAGCGGCUGCAUCCUCGAGCUCACCGAGAAGGAGGGCUACCCGAGUAGGGUGCCGACGCGGGAGAACCUGCUCCUGGCGAUGCGGUGGCUGACGGAGGGGUGCGCCCCCGGCGACUCGCUGGUGUUCCAGUUCGCCGGCCAUGGCGUGCAGCACGUGGACCUGAACGACGGCGAGGUGGACGGGUACAACGAGGCGCUGUGCCCGGUCGACUUCGAGCAGAGCGGCAACAUCCUGGACGACGAGAUUAACGAGACCAUCGUCCGGCCGCUGGGCAGGGGCGUGAAGCUGCACGCCGUCAUGGACACCUGCCACAGCGGCACCGUCCUCGACCUCCCCUUCCUAUGCCGCCUGUCCAGGACGGGGUACUGGCAGUGGGAGAAUCACUACCCUGGUGGGAACGGGAAGCGCCCCGACGGAGGCCUGGUCAUCUCCAUCAGCGGCUGCCGGGACGACCAGAAGUCCGCUGACACCAGCGGAUUUCCUGAAUCGGCAUCGAUCGGCGUCGGCGCCAUGAUGGACAGCUUCAUCCAGGCCGUGGAGGCCGAGCCUGGGACGACGUACGGGCGCCUGCUGAGCGCUAUGAGGGCGAGGAUCCGCGACGGCCAUGGCAGCCGCCGCCUCCCGGGAAUGCUCGGCUCGUACGUGCGCAGGAUGACCGCGUCCAGCGGCGUUCAGGAGCCCCAGCUGUGUUCUUCGGAGAUUUUUGACAUCUACCGGAAGCCAUUCCUCCUCUGAUUUGCUGGCCGGCUGCUAAGCUAUUUCGAAACAUGAUUCGAAUGUUACUGUGGUAUAUGCAGGUCGAUUAGCCUGAUGUUGCCUUGAGUCCAAACCAGUGCAUCUCUGGCAUGUGAACAUGGUAGAUGUCUUGUAAUGGUAUAUGUCGAGUUCAAGUAUAUGGUAACAACUUCCGUAUUCCAUGUUAGUAAAAAUAGAGAUGCUACUUUCCGAUCGCA